CCCAAUUCAUCACUUCCCCAAGGACACUGAUCCUCACAUCGCCCUUUCCACUAUUGACUCUUCGCCGGUUCAAUCACAGAAGCAGCGGGCAGCAGCAGUUUCAGUAAACCAUGAACCCUCGUUUCCACAUGGAUGCAGGAGCAGAAGAGUUGGAGCAAGCCGCGGAAACGGCCAAGUGCCUGCUGCUCUUCUCCCACGCCGUGAGCACCGCCGCCGCAGCGCGGACCUCACCCUCGGGGGGAUACGAGUGCAAGACGUGCAACCGCCGCUUCCCCACCUUCCAGGCGCUCGGCGGCCACCGGGCGAGCCACAAGAGACCGCGGUUCGCCGAGGAAGACGGCGACCAGGGUCAGCAGUCUCACAAGCAUCAUAAGCCUAGAGGGCACGAGUGCGCCAUCUGCGGGCUGGAAUUCGCCAUAGGGCAGGCUCUCGGCGGCCACAUGAGGCGCCACCGGAAUACGGCGGCCCAUGGGCUCACCGUGGGUGGUGCACCACCAGCUGCCGCCGUGCCCACCAAGAAGCCACGCACUGUCGAAGCCCACUUCUUCGACCUCAACAUGCCUCCUCUGGAGGACUUGCCCAACUUGCAGCUCUGCUUGACAUACUCUUGAGAAUAUUGUAGAGAGGAACUAGCCGGCCGGUUUCUUUGGCCACCAUGGGAUUCGUUAUUAUUUUCCAUACAUUUUUGUAAUCGUUCAUACAUAGGAUGUGUAAAUGAAAAUUUUCAUGCGGAAAUAUUAUUAUU
This is a messenger RNA of Nymphaea colorata (pocket water lily), 745 nucleotides long. RefSeq names its product zinc finger protein ZAT11-like. The transcript has a single exon. The coding region runs from base 111 to 611 and encodes 166 amino acids. The record is from RefSeq and is a predicted model, not a curated record. Lineage: Eukaryota; Viridiplantae; Streptophyta; Magnoliopsida; Nymphaeales; Nymphaeaceae.